Molecule: messenger RNA, 2447 nt
Organism: Athalia rosae (coleseed sawfly)
Lineage: Eukaryota; Metazoa; Arthropoda; Insecta; Hymenoptera; Athaliidae
Product: nucleolar protein 9
Exons: 1
Coding region: 179-2014 (611 amino acids)
Biological process (GO): endonucleolytic cleavage in 5'-ETS of tricistronic rRNA transcript (SSU-rRNA, 5.8S rRNA, LSU-rRNA); endonucleolytic cleavage in ITS1 to separate SSU-rRNA from 5.8S rRNA and LSU-rRNA from tricistronic rRNA transcript (SSU-rRNA, 5.8S rRNA, LSU-rRNA); endonucleolytic cleavage to generate mature 5'-end of SSU-rRNA from (SSU-rRNA, 5.8S rRNA, LSU-rRNA)
Cellular component (GO): preribosome, small subunit precursor; 90S preribosome; nucleolus
Molecular function (GO): RNA binding
Source: RefSeq, a predicted model, not a curated record
CUUCAGUUGCCUUCAGUCUGCUUGAGUGAAUCGAACAAACUUCAAGUCAUAACGCAACACGUGCUUUGCGAACAUAACCAAAAAUACAGCUUUCGGAAAUAAAUGAUACACACACAGACUUCAGUAGUGGACGCCCUGCUUGAGUUUCACGUUAAAGUGAAGCGAUCAUUUUUUACUCAUGUCGACUAACGACAUUGACAAUGCAAAUGUGUCGAUCGAAGGCCGGGGGAAGGGCAUAAAACGUAAGAAGAAGAAAUCAUUCAUUCAAAAUGCUCGUAAAUACGGUCGCAAAGGAACCUACGGUCGAGGCAGCCACUUGGAUGAAGAUACGUACCAAUAUAUGGUCAGAGUUUUGGAGUUGAUGCGAGACGAUGCGUUUCCUAGCUCUGAAGAAAAACUUAUAUUUGUGAACAACGUCUACGAACAAACGUUGGAGCACGAAGUUGACUACGCCUGCAAUCAGAUAGGCUCCAGGGUGAUAGACUCGCUGAUGAGUUAUGCCAGUUUGGAAGUAAUAAACAGGAUUGCUACCGCCUUCAUGGAGAUGUUAAGACCGAUAUGUAGCGAUAGGUUUGCCAGCCAUGUUCUACAGAAAAUAUUAACUGUUUGUGCCGAAAGAGGAACACGUCAUUUAAACAAAGAGGAAUCCAAGGAGAUUACUAUUGCUGUUAAAGAUGAAGAUGUGAAAAUUUAUAAUGAAUGGUUAUUGAAGCUAAGUAAGUACGUCAUGAAUAACAUGGAAGAAUUCGUUUGGGAUACAUAUGCAAAUCACAUCAUUAGAACAGUCAUUGAGUUGCUCGGUGGUUUAAUAGUUAACUGCCCAGCUGGUUCAGAUAACAAAAGCAAGAAAAAUGCAGAAUAUGAUUUGACUAAGCGAAAAGUCGUUCCUCAAGAUUACAGCGAACUACUUUUAGAGAUAUGUAGAAGACUAAGCUCUUGGCCACAGCUGCCAGAAUUUCCUCGCUCUGAAUCUACUUCUGGAUUGCUGCAGGUGCUGCUGUACUCUGUGAAAGAUGUUGACAAAAAAGUGAGCAAAGUUCUAGCAAAGAAGGUAGUUACGGAUUGUUUUCCAGGAGAAGAUGAACUCCAGAUAUCUUCUGCUUUUCAAUCUGAAAGUUCCAUGCGGCUCCUAGAAGCCUGCAUAGCAGUUGCAAGGCCCAAACUCUAUAUAAAAAUCCAUGCCAAAUUUUUCGUCACAAGACUCGGCAAGCUCUCUGUAAUGGUCGGAGCAAAUUUCACAGUUCAACGACUGUUCAAUCACUGUCAAGUAAAAGAAGAACUGGAAAUGAUGUUCGAUGAGAUCUCAACUCACUUCGGAGAGAUAUUAGAAAAAAAACAUUUUGGGGUCAUAGCGAGUAUUGGGAAUGCCUGUAGAAGGCUACAGGCAAGGCAAGGAGCAUUUGUUAAUGCUCUGUCAAAGGCUUUACACUGUGAUGAGCCGAUUGAUAAGCAGGAUACAAUAGCUUUGGUGGUGGCGCAAAUGGUUCCUUCAGAUAAAUUACCAUCAAGAGAAACUGGAGGGGAGUAUCGUGUGAAUUUACAUGGAAGUCUGAUUCUGCAGUCAAUACUUCACUUCAACAAGCCAAUAAAGAUUGUGAAUUCCUUGCUAAUGGCAAAUGGAAGCGAUCUACGAAUCUUGUUCACGGAUCCCAGAGGCAGUAGGGUGAUGGACGCCUUUGCUGAAAGCAAAUUCAUUGGAGAAAAAAGCAGGGAAAAAAUGGCGAGAAGACUGAGUGGGAAUUGGGUGCAGUUGGCAUGUUCUAAGCACGGAUCAAGAAGCUUAGAGAAAGUUUGGCAGUGGUCGCCAUUGAAACAAAAACUUUGGAUAAUCGAGGAAUUAGCAUCUGCAGGAGCAUCCAUGCAGGCGACUGAAACAGGCAAAAUUAUAUCCAGCAAAUUGAACGUUCCACUUUUUGCCAGAAGCAGAAAGGAUUGGAUAGAAGCCUUGGGCAAGGAGGAAAAAACAAAGGCCUUAUUUGCAGAUAUCAUCGGGGAUCCUGACAAAAAGAAAUAAAUUGUGACAAUUUAUUUGAAGUAAAUCUAUCAUUAUUGGUCUGAUAAGAAAGAGUUGUUCGAAUGUUGUAUUAUACUGUAAAAUAAUUCGUCUACAUUCUGCUAUUAGAAAAUUUUUGGCUGUUAAGAUUAAGAAUCCGCUUCAGAAGACUUGUGUAUCAAAUUUAUGCAAGUUUAUCCCCGAUUAAGAAUAAAGAAUAUUCUAUUUUUUAGUAGCGUAUAUCAAUCUUAUUGAAAAUCGAUUUUUUUACUCAAAAGAGCCGUCUUCCUAACUUCCGGUAUACGAUGAAAUAAGAUGACCGGCAAUGGGCACCUUGAGGUAACUUGUACGUAAUUUAUUCUGAUGUGUAAUUAUCUAUUUGGUUAUGCCAUAAACACAUUUUGUAUAAUUAUAAAUAUGUAUAUUACAUAGAAUUCAAUUGCGAUUGCAAUAC